AUGACCAUGGAGAACUUCAUCCAGCAGACACCCGUGACCGCUGGGGGUGCCUGUUUAAUGGGUGAACAACAGGGUGCCCACCUGGUCGUAAGCGGUCGGUACCGGGGUGCGUCCCGCCGUCCCGCCGUCCCAGGCCACUGUCUGUCUUUCUGCAAGGCCAUCUGGGGAAGGCACAGCAUCGAGACUACAGAGCUUGCCAGGCCGCGGGGCCGGGCCGCGCGGGGCGGAGGUGGGCACCGAGGCCGUCUGCCUCUGGACCCGGGGGGCGUCAGCAACAGGGGUCUGAGUGGUGGGCAGCCUGGAGGCGACGGCGGGACGGUCACUGACGGCCCGGCCUCUCGAGAGUUUGGUGCAAGACGUGCCUGGACGUGCCCGGCAGCGGCCGAGAAGGAAGUGGCGGCAGGAGCCGCGGUGUGGGGGCCGGGGGGCCGGGGGGCCGGUCCAGGGCAGCCAGAGGGGCCGAGUAGGAAGCUGGGGCGCGGCGACCAAGGCCUCCGGGGAGCCACCUGGAACGCCCUCAGGAAAUGCCAUGCGGCAGGGUCCAGCGGUGUGGACGCAGACGGACCCUUCCUGUCUCCACCCCCGGAAGCACCCUUCACGCAGGAGGCUCUGUGCCCUUGGUUCGCGGAGCCCCUCACUCCCUGCGAGGCCCCCCCAGCCUCCCGGACACGGGCCCGCGGCUGGGGCUCCUCCUGCCGCAGAAACUCAAGGCUCAGUUUGCGGGUGGAGCGGGGAUGCCCCCCUGGGGUCCGGAAGCGGCGCAAGGUGGGGGUCCAGCCUUCCUCUGCCUGCCGGGCGCCAGGUCACCCGGGGCAGCCGGUGCUGGAAGGACUCCGGGCAGGGCCGCUGACGCUGCGGACUGAGACAGCCACACUCUCCAAGCUGACCUCAGGAAACUUCCAGAAGCUCCUCCAAGAGCAAGAGAGUUCCUUCUCAUCCUUCACUUCGCGGACCUCCAGCCCUGCCCCCACGCCGCCCGCCCACCCCCUCGGCCAGAGGCCGGUGCUCCCUGCCCCUCCUGCUGGCUGCACCGCUGGGCAGCGCCCACCUGAGCCCCAAGGCCCGGCUGACAGAUUCUCUGACGACGAGUGUCUGAGGGAUGGUAUUGCCUUCCGGUGGGUUUUCCACCAUCGCAGUGACAACCCAAGAGACGAGACACCAGAUCUACAUCUGGAAAGUUCCGGGACGUGGACCUGGGGACCCUCGUGCGUCUGUGUCGGCCAGGGGCCGGUGGGGCUCCGAGGGGUGUGCGAGCACCCCACAGUCCGCGGCCACAGCAGUCAGAGGCCGCCCGGAUCCGAGGGCCGGGAAGGAGGGCCCCUCGAUGAGUGGGGCCACGGGGUGUGGACGCCGCCGGAAGAAAUGGGGCAGAAGGUCUCGGAAAUGCGUCUCGUGAGUCGGGCGGGAAGGUCCCCGCACGCGGUCACAGCCUCGCAGCUACGCCCGCGUGGCUCCGGAGGCGGCGCCGCCCCGCAGGGGGUGCGCGUGGCCGGGACGAAGCGCGACCCCAGGCCGCCCGCGGGACAGGCGUCUGUCCGCGCCGAGCCGGGACCCGGGACCCCGCGCCAUCUGUGGCGCUCGCUCAGCGGGACACUGUCAGACCGCGCGUGCGCCCCACAGGAGCAGGCCUGCCGGGGAGCAAAGCCAAGGCCGGGCGAGCGUGGAGGGGACACCCUGCCGCCUUGUCCCCAAGCCGCAGCCUCGCCAGGCGCUGUUCCAGGAGCCGCAACGUGCCUCCCUCCUGAGCUGCCGGAGCGCAUGCCGAGCGUGGGCCGCCGUGUGGACCGACGCCCCCGCCCUCCCCCGGGCUCCCGCCGCACGCGCUGCCCCUCGCCGCCCGCCGGGGCCCGGGCCGUGCGACUGCCGAGUCCGAGUCCCCACGGCCACCUGUCUGAGGGCAGGCCCCCGUCCCCACUGGGCCGCCGGUCACCUGUGAGGCCAGCCUCCCCGGAGCCGCCCCCAGGGGGGCUGCAGGGGCACCGGGACGCCCCGCGGGAAUUCAGUGACGCAACUAUUACGGAGACAAUUCGCGAGAAGGCAGUUGGGCCGCAGAGGACGCAGCUGUCGGCCGAGGUGGACAUCCCGGAGCACGAGGUCCUGGAGAAACGGGCCUUCCGAGCGGACUGCUGGCUCAGGAAUUCUAUUCAGGGAGUGCGAACGGGUCUGCAGCCCGCCCAGGACGGGAGGCCAGGGCGCACACAACGCACGGGGAGAGGCCCCCCAGGCCCCCCGCAGGACGGCGAGCUGGCUGUGCGGACACACGGGGACAGGGCGGCUGGCGGCCAGGGCGGCCUCACUCCACACAGGAGGGCCCCCGCGGGCGCCUCCCCUCCGCCCUGCGGCCUGGGCCCGGCCACCUGCCCGACGCCAGUCCCUGCACUGGACGCUCCCUGCCGAAGGCGCACUGCGGAGCGGGGUUGGGGAGCGGGGAGCCGCGCCCGCUUCCCUGGCCCUCCCACCCUGUUCCUCCCUCCCGGGCCCACUGGGGCCGCGCAGGGGGCUCCCUACUGCGCACUGGGCCCAGACCCCACCCCGCCCGCCGACAAACACUGCUCCGCGCGCAGCCCCGUGUUUGCACACUUGUACGCGCACCCUUCAUCGCCCUGGGCAGUUCCCUUCCUCGCCUUUCCGACCAAGCGUCCGGUCUCCGUCCCUCCGGGGUCAUGUCGCCUGUCCCCGGAGUCCGUGCAGCACAGCCCCGGAUCCUCGCCCUGGGGUCCCCGUGCCCCCGGCCAGGGCUGCUGUCCCGCGUCCCGGACCCUGAGCCAGGGCCCCAGCGGCCCCAGCAGCGUCCACCCUCGGCCGAAGGAAACGCUCCCUCGGCUCUGGGGCGGCAGAGCCGGAGGCCCGGCUCGAAGGAAAGACCGCUUUUGGAGAAAACAUGUGCCCCGUGGUCUCCGCAAGGAGUUCGGCCGCGGACGCGCCGCUCAGCCACGGGGCCGACACCGGGAACGUCCUGCAGGACGCAAGCCACCGGCGCCCUCCCCGCUGCCGAGCCCGGCCCCGCCCGGCGUCCUUCGGGGGGCGCGCCCCGCCUUGCUGCCCCCGCCGGCCCCCUUCUCUCGCCGGAAAGACGGCAGAGAUGUUUGA
Messenger RNA from Hyaena hyaena (striped hyena), 3090 nucleotides. Its product is annotated as collagen alpha-1(I) chain-like. Bases 1 to 3090 code for a protein of 1029 amino acids. The record is from RefSeq and is a predicted model, not a curated record. Lineage: Eukaryota; Metazoa; Chordata; Mammalia; Carnivora; Hyaenidae. The transcript has 15 exons.